Messenger RNA from Fusarium fujikuroi IMI 58289, 1719 nucleotides. RefSeq names its product probable RRB1 protein, involved in the regulation of ribosome biosynthesis. Gene Ontology annotation, cellular component: nucleus; site of double-strand break. Bases 1 to 1719 code for a protein of 572 amino acids. NCBI's taxonomy places the organism in Eukaryota, Fungi, Ascomycota, Sordariomycetes, Hypocreales, Nectriaceae. Gene Ontology annotation, biological process: regulation of DNA double-strand break processing. The record is from RefSeq and is a predicted model, not a curated record. Gene Ontology annotation, molecular function: protein binding. The transcript has a single exon.
AUGAGUUCCGACGAUGAUUUCGAGAUCAAAGUUUCCGAACUGGCAGCAGACGAUCCUAUGAGAGCUUUCUUGCCCACAUCAUUUGGGAAGAAAUCGAAAGAGACAGAUGUCGCAGCCCAAAUCGAAAGAAGUCGCAGAAAAGUCGCAGAAGUCAGUGGUGGAAAGAAGAAGAAGAAGAAGCAGCAAGAUUCUAGUGAUGACUCCGACAGCGACAACAGCGACGAUUCCGACCAAGAUGAAUUCCCUCUAUCACACGAGCUUGUUCUCAAAACCCACGAUCGCGCUGUCACCACAGUCUCACUAGACCCAGCAGGAGGACGCUUAGCAACUGCGUCCACAGACUGUACUGUCAAGUUGCAUGACUUUGCUUCUAUGACUCCCAGCACGCUGAGAUCUUUCCGAUCCGUCGACCCCUACGAAACGAAGGCAUCCGACGUUAACUCGCAAUCGCAUCCUAUCCACCGCAUAGAAUUCAACCCUCUAGCAGGAGGCGUCUUGCUUUGUGUGUCAGCGCAUCCCCAAGCGAAGAUACUGUCGCGGGAUGGCGAUAUUAUUACCGAAUUUGUUAAGGGAGACAUGUACCUUCGUGAUAUGCACAACACCAAGGGCCACAUAUCCGAAAUCACGACUGGCACCUGGCACCCCACUGACAAAAACUUGUGCGUAACUGCGGGUACAGACAGCACACUGAGAAUUUGGGAUAUCAACAAUAAGCGGACGCAGAGAGAUGUCGUUGUGUUCAAAUCCAAAGCCGCUGGCUCUGCUGGUCGAACCAAGAUGACCGCUGUUGCGUGGGGAUCUUCACCCCAAGGAAACAGCAACGUCCUUGUCGCAGCAGCUUUGGAUGGCUCGCUGGUCAUGUACAGUGGCAAUAGUCCUUUCUCACGACCUGCAGGAGAAAUUCGCGACGCACAUAAACCGCAAUCGUGGACCAGUGGCAUUGAUGUAUCGUCCGAUGGUCGCAUGGUAGUCACAAGAGGAGGCGAUGAUUUGAUCAAACUAUGGGACACUCGUAAAUUCACGAAGCCUCUUGUCACAGUCGCGCAUAUCUCAACCUCAGACCAUUUCCCUACGAGCAACAUCAAGUAUGCGCCAAACUCGACAAACAUCAUCACGGGCUCCGCGACCGGCCAUCUCCACAUUCUGAAUCCUGGCAAUCUGCGCGCAGAAUAUGUCACUGAAAUAACACCUGGGUCACCACUAAUAACAGUGGAUUGGCAUCCCAAGAUUAAUCAGAUCGUUACAGGUUCAGCUAAUGCCGAGACUCAUGUCUUGUACAACCCGCAGAUGUCGAAUAGAGGCGCUGUAGACGUCAUGUCACGAGCACCGAAGAAGCGGCAUAUUGACGACAAUCCUGAAUUAACAAUGGACCAGUCUGUUGGCGUAUCUGGUGAUGCGAUUGUAGUGCCAGGUGCGACAAGAAGCUCAAAGCCAUCUGGGGUUACAGUAUCAGGCCGCUCGAAAGAUCCUCGACGCCCCUACAUCCCCCAACAGACACCAUUUCAGAAGAACCAGCCGGACGAGAAGCUCAUCGCAGAGAAUAUUCCUCUUGCGCGCAUGCUGCACGAAGAUCCACGAGAAGCUCUACUGAAAUACGCAGACAAGGCCCAGAGUGACCCUAUGUUUACGAAAGCCUGGAGUAAGACGCAGCCACAAACCCAAUACGCGGAGCUGAGCGACGAGGAAGAUGGUCCCGACAAGAAAAGGCUCAAGAGGUGA